Messenger RNA from Aspergillus fijiensis CBS 313.89, 4248 nucleotides. RefSeq names its product DNA repair protein SMC6. Gene Ontology annotation, cellular component: nucleus; site of double-strand break; Smc5-Smc6 complex. The record is from RefSeq and is a predicted model, not a curated record. The coding region runs from base 1 to 4248 and encodes 1415 amino acids. The transcript has 15 exons. Gene Ontology annotation, molecular function: ATP binding; damaged DNA binding; single-stranded DNA binding. Lineage: Eukaryota; Fungi; Ascomycota; Eurotiomycetes; Eurotiales; Aspergillaceae. Gene Ontology annotation, biological process: double-strand break repair via homologous recombination.
AUGUGUCAUGACCAUUUUUACAUCGAGCUCGGUCCGCUGAUAAAUUUUGUUGUUGGAAAAAAUGGUUCUGGCAAGAGUGCAGUCCUCACGGCUAUCACUCUAUGUUUGGGUGGCAAAGCUUCGGCCACAAACCGUGGGCAAAGUCUGAAGAGUUUCAUCAAGGAAGGCAAAGAGAGCGCAACCAUUGUAGUGCGGAUCAAGAAUCAGGGUGAUGGCGCUUACAUGCCAGAUGAUUAUGGAAAAUCAAUCAUUAUCGAGCGCCACUUCUCCAAGAUGGGCACCAGUGGGUUCAAGAUCAAGUCUGAUAGUGGGCGUAUCGUCUCUACUAAAAAAGCGGAGCUUGAUUCUAUUAUUGACUACUUUACCCUGCAGUUUGACAACCCGAUGAACGUUCUUUCGCAGGAUAUGGCUCGUCAAUUCCUUAGCUCGUCUAGCCCCAGUGAUAAGUACAAAUUUUUCGUGAAGGGUGUUCAAUUGGAACAACUUGACCAGGACUACCGUCUAAUUGAAGAGUCUGGAGAUCAGAUCGAGGCGAAGCUAAAAAGCAGAGUGCAAGAUAUCACAAUUCUGAAAAGUCGUCAGGAUGCAGCAAAGCGGAAAUUAGAUUUAUCUGACCAGCAUGAAUCUCUGCGUAAUCGCAUUCGAAAUCUUCGCAAUCAAAUGGCUUGGGCUCAAGUGGAGGAACAAGAGCGGAUCCAGGAUUCUUUGAAAACAGAGAUGACGACAGCCGAUGAGGAUAUAGCUGCUGCUGAAGCGGAUCUCGGGAGCUAUGAACGUCGCAUACAGGAAGCAGAGAGAGAAACCGAACUUGCGGCCGAAUUUGUCCAGCAGGCUACCUCCAAGCUUGAGACUUGUCAAUCAAGUAGGGAUGAGAUCAAACAUAAAAUGGACGCUCAAUUAAGUGAACGUCAUGGUCUACAGGCCCAGCAACGCCAGAUCAGAGAGUAUUUAAGGGCUGCGGAGACUAGAAUAGCUGAAAGUCGGAAGAAGCUUGCGGAUGAGCACCAGCGCUUGAGUGAUAUAAGUGGGGGAAGCUUUAUCAGAAAACAAGAGGAACUCGAGCAGGCAAAAGCCGGCGCGGAAGAUGCCCGUGCUCGAUUCAAGGAGCAUGAAGCCGAGAGAAACCGCUUGUAUGAGAUGAUAGGUGAAGCUGAAAAGGAAGUGAAAUUAGCCGCUGCCCCUGUCAAUAAGGUUAAAGCCGACAUUGAGCAAGCACAGUCGGUUCUACAAAACUUGAGCAGAGAGGGCGGGGCGAGAAAUUCUGGCUUCCACGAAAGAAUGCCAGCGCUUACCAAGGCCAUUGAACAAGAAGGGUCCUUCCGCAGACGCCCCGUGGGCCCAAUUGGGCACUAUGUCAGUUUGCUGAAGCCAAAAUGGUCCUCUAUUCUGGAGAAUUCGCUCGGUACGACUCUGAGCAGCUUUGUUGUGACCUCGAAAAGCGACAUGAACAUCUUGUCGAAUAUCAUGCAGAGAGUCAAUUGCGAUGGUCAUCUUGAUACGUCAAACCACGAACCAGAUCCCACCUAUGACACAGCCCUGCGGAUUGACAAUGAAUUAGUCCGUCGACAGCUAAUCAUAAAUCACGGAAUCGAACAGAUGCUGCUGAUAGAGGACCUAGAAGAGGCGUCGUCGGUACUUUUCGAUGGACAGAAACCCCGCAAUGUGAAAAGGUGUUAUUGCAUCGACCCCACUAAUCGGCGACGAGGAUUUCACCUUUCUUAUAGCAGAAAUGGUGAACCAAGCCAGGCGCCUGUCCCAGCCUACAAUGGGAGUCCCCGGAUGAAAUCCGACCUUGCGUAUCAGAUUAGCAUGCAGAAAGACGUACUCGCAGACUUGCGUAGAAAUCUCAGUGAUCAAGAGCAGUCUCUUCGAUCCGCUCGCUCUAGUCUCGAAGGCUGCAAACAAGCACGCGUGAGACAUGACAGGAGAAGCAGCGAACUACGUAUCGCAGUGCAGAAAGCAGAAGACCUUAUUGAUGAGAUCACCGAGGCACUCGAUAAAGAAUCUGUGGAAGACGGACGCAUUGAUGUACUUCAGACUACCCUGGAAGAAGCAGAAGAAGAGAAACGCUUGAACGAAGGGUCCCUACAGGAUGGUAUUGAAGCUAUGGAUGCCAUGAUGGAGGGACUGAAAGCGAUCAAACACGAGCUUUCGGCCAAAGAAGCAGAGGUUUAUACAAUGAAUGAAGAGCUCAGGUUGGCUCAAAACGAAGCACAAAUGAGCAUGGAAAACCGCCGAAGAUCAAUCCGCGAGAAGAACGCAGUAAUUGAGCGAAUCAGUGACAGCAAAAAAGGUAGAACUCGAAUUCAGCAGAGGCUGGAAGAGAUAGCUGCACGUAUCCUCGACUUCAGCGAGAAAGCGAGCUUGGUUUCACCGCGGGUUGCAAUAGCUGAGGGUGAAACCGCCGCCAGCCUAGAUAAGAAGCUCGAUAGGCUUCAUACGGAUCUUAGGCGAUAUAACCAGGAAUUGGGGGCAACCCGCGAGGGACUCGCUGCUCAGGCCUCCAGGGCAAAGGAAGCCUACGAACAGGCGCUGAAACAAGUACUUAAAACAACUCUCGACCAUCGCAAGAAACGCUGGCGGAUUUUCAGGUCGCAUAUCUCCUCACGCGCCAAGGUCGAGCCUGACAUAACGAAAGACAGUGUGGGCCGUGGUGCAAAGACCCUUUCUGGCGGUGAGAAGUCUUUCUCCCAGGUAUGCCUGCUUCUGGCAUUGUGGGAGGCUAUGGGAUCCCCGAUUCGAUGCUUGGACGAGUUUGAUGUGUACAUGGAUCAUAUCAACAGAAAAAUGGCGAUUGACAUGCUAAUGCUCGCGGCAAGGCGGUCAAUCGGUCGGCAGUUUAUACUCAUUACGCCCGGAUCCAGGGCGGAGAUAAGCUUGGCGCCAGAUGUUCGCGUGAAGGAGGAUACCAGCUCGGAUGCGAAGUGGAAGGAACAAUUAAAUGUCCCCGCCAAGGAUGCGAGACCACAGACUGAGGAUGUUACUGCUACGAAAGGCCUUGAAUUCGAAGAUUUCUACAUCAAACGUGAACUCAUGAUGGGAAUCUUCGAAGCUGGAUUCGAGAAACCAUCACCUAUCCAAGAAGAAACGAUACCUGUCGCCCUCACCGGCCGAGAUAUCCUAGCGCGAGCCAAAAACGGCACGGGGAAAACAGCGGCUUUCGUCAUCCCAACCUUAGAACGCAUUAACCCCAAAAGCACCAAAACGCAGGCUCUCAUUCUGGUUCCCACAAGGGAAUUGGCUCUUCAGACUUCUCACGUCUGUAAAACUCUGGGGAAACAUCUUGGCAUCAACGUUAUGGUUACUACAGGCGGGACAGGAUUGAUGGAUGACAUCAUCCGCUUGAAUGACGCCGUCCAUAUUCUUGUCGGAACGCCUGGACGAGUGUUGGACUUGGCGAGCAAAGGUGUCGCUGAUCUUUCUGAAUGCCCGACAUUCGUCAUGGAUGAGGCCGACAAAUUGCUAUCGCCUGAAUUCACCCCAGUCAUUGAACAGCUGUUGUCAUUUCAUCCCAAGGAUCGUCAAGUGAUGCUCUUCAGUGCCACUUUCCCACUGAUUGUGAAAUCCUUCAAGAUCAAUCAAUCAAUCAUCUUCUGUAAUUCCACCAACCGGGUUGAGUUACUUGCAAAGAAGAUCACUGAGCUGGGGUAUUCCUGCUUCUAUUCACACGCAAGGAUGCUUCAACAACAUCGAAACCGAGUAUUCCACGACUUUCGCAACGGCGUUUGCCGUAAUCUCGUCUGCUCCGACCUCUUGACCCGCGGCAUUGACAUUCAAGCUGUCAAUGUCGUCAUCAACUUUGACUUUCCUAAGAAUGCUGAAACCUAUCUUCAUCGGAUUGGUCGGUCAGGUCGCUUCGGACAUCUCGGACUUGCUAUCAAUCUUAUCAACUGGGAUGACCGUUUCAACUUGUAUAAAAUUGAACAGGAACUGGGGACGGAAAUCCAGCCCAUUCCUCAGAACAUCGACAAAAAGCUCUAUGUUUACGAUUCACCUGACACAAUCCCACGCCCUAUCGCGAACCCAUCACAACCUAAUAUCAAUACCACAGUCACAAAUGCAACUGCCGCAGAUCGUCGUCCUACUCACCAUGCGAAUGGCGGGCAUUAUCAGUUCCAUCGGGGCCGAGGCUCAUACCGCGGAGGCCGGGGCCAGGGCCAACGUCGCAGCAUUCAUAACGAUGCGAAGCAAUUUAGCGCCUCUCAAGGUCAGACAGGUGGCAAGACUCACACUACACCAGUGUCGUAA